CCGUAAUGGCUGCCAGCAAAGUUGAAACGUAACUGUGUGCAUGUAAACUCAGUGAUAACCCGACCAUUAUGUGAUCACAUUCAGCAAUACGAUGUAUUUGUUUACUUGCUCAAUUGUAUACUUGUCUACUCGGCUUGUCUGAACCCUGAGUGUUGUCCAGAAUGGCCACUAGAGCACCACAGACCAGUGAGUUGAACUGGUAUGCGAGCAGUGUUAGUCGCCAAGAAUGUCAACAAUGGGUAAACCUGCCGGCCCCGUGUCAGAAAGAAUGAAAUUAAAAGGUAUGUGUGAGGAGGGUGAAGAUCAGACAUUGGUAGAGAUGCGGCAGACUCAAGAGGAGAACGACGGUAGUGUGACAACCAUUAAUUUAUUUGACACUUAUGAAGAUGUUGAUAAAUUGAAAUCACGAGUUCAGGGUAUACCAAACGAACGUUCGGAGGCCAGUGACACCAAGGAACAUGCAGAUGAUAUCGGCGCAUUAGAUUGUGAUCUUAAAGGAAAUGGUUCCAUAGACGUGCUCUAUAACACCUACGAUAAGGAGAGUGAUGCAAGUCAUUCAAUUUCAAGUUCAGACACCAUAUUGUGCAGUGAAAGUGUUGAUGGUCAAAACUGUAGCCAAGAGAGUAAUGCAACUGUGUUGAACGGCAACAGUGAGGACAAUUCCAGUACAACUGGGGAAUCAACUGAGACAUCUACAGCACAACCAAAGUCAGCUAUUGAUCAAAAUGGUCAUAUUCCUUGUCAAGAUCAAAACAAGAAAGCUCCGAAAGGGAUAAUGUCUGGCCUGGUGAUGUCUCCAGUAACGUUAACGCAAGACGUACCUGUGUCAGUUGGGAGCACAAGCAAUACAAACAGACUGUCUCGUGUGUUAGAAAGUAUGCCUUUACCAUUGUUGUACAUCCCUACAACAAAACAACUUGUAGCAGGACAGAAUUCUUCUGAUAGUAACAAAUUUGGUAAAAGUCACAUUAAUGAUGGGGAAACAGUUGUGGGAAAUGAAGAUUCAGUUUGCAAUGGAUCUCAAGAAGGGUCUGUCAAUGGAUCUGAUGUCAAAGAGGCAGGUACUCCAGAUGGAAGUGAUGGUAGUGCCAGUUAUUGUCCUGAUUCUUUGACAGUAAGAGAAGCAGAUCAGAUCACACUACACAGUGUUGAUUGUCUUUUACCUCAUGUAUCUAGUGGAGAUUCAGUUAUGAGAGGAUACACUGAUGUGUCCAGUUUGUCCAGUAUAAGCACUGGAACUGACUUCUCCAUAUCAGCAGCCUCUUUAGGAGAAGAAUAUGGGGAGUCAAAGAGUAUAUCUCUUGAUAUGGAAGAUGGUGGAUUCAUGGAUGUCAAUUUGCAUUCAAGAAACUCCUAUGAACGCUGCCGGAAUGUGUCACAGGACAGUGGUAUUGAAGACAAGGGUGGCAAGUCUAAGCGCAAAACAUUUUCAGGAUUUCUCUCAAGAAAUUUAUUUUCCCGGAAAGCCAAAGAAAAUGCGUCUUCAGAAAGUGCUCCAGGAUGGAAGCUGUUUGGUCGAAUACCUCCCAAAGCCGCCACAGAGAAGGACUCGGUUCAGAUCUCCACCGACUAUCAGGCCAAGCAGAGAGCCAGUGCCCAUUUCCCUGCCAGUCGAACAACCAAGAAACAAGAUAUUGAAGUUCUCUCCACCACAGCCCUUAUUCUGGAGAACAGACCCAUGAACCUCCCAUCCAAAAAUCCUGAAGAAGCAGAGAAACAUCGACAAGAGUAUGAAACAAUGGUGGAAGCAGCACGGAGAAAAGAACAAAAGGAGAUGAAGCAGAAGAAGAGGCAGUUACAGCAGCAGCUACGCCAGGAGGACCAGCUGGUGGCCGCAGCACGUAUCUGGAACAACGAAGUCCUGCCCAACUGGGACACACAGAAAGGCAGUAAGAAGGCACGUGACCUGUGGUGGAUCGGUCUGCCGCCCAACGUCCGGGGGAAGGUGUGGAGGUUGGCUCUCGGCAAUGACCUAAACAUCACUCAGGAAUUGUACGAGAUCUGUGUAAGCCGAGCAGAGGACCGGAUCAAACUGAUGCAAGAAUCAGCCAGUGAGUCGUCAGGAGCAACAGAAGUCUCAAAUGAACCUCCGUCCAACAAAGAAGACAGCGUCAAUGUCAUCAAACUUGACGUAUCCCGAACAUUCCCUCAACUCUGUAUAUUCCAGAAGGGCGGGCCAUAUCACGACCUCCUUCACAGCCUACUGGGAGCUUAUGCAUGCUACAGGCCUGAUGUGGGAUAUGUUCAGGGUAUGUCGUUCAUCGCUGCCAUCCUCCUCUUAAACAUGGAUGUGGCAGAUGCCUUUGUUUGUUUCGCCAACUUGCUCAACCGACCGUGUCAAGUCACCUUUUUCCGUAUGGAUGAGGCCAUGAUGAUGGCCUACUAUGACACAUUCACAGAAUUCUUCAGAGAAAACCUGCCCCAUCUACACGAUCAUUUUGUCGACCAGGCUCUCACACCUAACCUUUACCUUCUAGACUGGAUAUUUCUAAUCUAUGGCAAGUCUCUACCUCUGGAUGUAGCCUGUCGGGUCUGGGAUGUCUUCUGUCGUGAUGGCGAGGAGUUUCUAUUUCGCACAGCUUUAGGAAUAUUAAGGUUGUAUGAAGGAAUUCUCAUUAACAUGGACUUCAUCCAUCUUGCCCAGUUUCUCACAAAACUACCUGAGGACAUAUCUGCAGACAAUUUGUUCCGCAGUAUAGACACAAUACGUAUGAACAGUGAUAAAAAGAAAUUUGCUCAAGUGUUGUCGAUACACCGCGAGUCGAGAGAAGACUCGUCAUGAGAGUAACUGUGGAGGAGUGUCUUCAGCAAAUGUGAUAUUAACCGCUGGCAUUGCUGCCACCAUCAUCAUCCUCACUGAUGUCCGACCAGCAUCCGAGCAGUAUCAUCUGUACACACCUCCACUCAUGGGCGAAUGUCGGAACAAGCCUGGGCGUUCAUAGCACUACAGGAUUCGUAAGCUUAUGGUAAAUAAUAGAGUUACGACAGGUCGUAACUUUACGAACACUUUCCACAAAUGUUGGAACAAGCCUGGGUCCCAAUCCACAAAGCGUUCAUAGCGCUACAACAUCAGUAAGCUUAUGGUAAAUUAUAGAGUUAUGACAUGUCGUAACUUUAUGAAGACCUUGUGGAUCGGGACCCAGAUCAUCAGGGUGCGCUGGCAGAUACAGUUCAGCUUUUUUCUCUAGUCUUUAUAUGACAAGAUGUAAACAGAUACUUCUUCAAAAUAUUCAGAUGGUGAAGAGAAGCCAAAAGGAACAGACUUUCAAAUUAAAGUGCCAUUCAUUAACACCCAUCAUUUCUAGAUGUGCUGAAUUCUUUUUCAGGCAGAAAGGUUCUUUACAUGUGUGAUAUUGUCAGAUUGUGUUUUAUCAGUUUGAAACAAUGAAACAAUCAUGGUUUGGAGAUUUCUCAAGGGUUUGAUGUCAAUGGAGACUUGUAUAUUGAUGUCAGUAAAGUAUGGAAAUAAUUUAUUGUAUUUAAGUGUUUCACGGUUCCACUUGUAAAGUCUUGUUUACGUUGAUCGAUAACCUGACCAAUGAGAUUUUGUUACAGAUCUGUGUAUAUAAAAUAGCUAUUAAUGAAAUUGUAUACCCUGUAUUCUAAGUUGUCAGUGAAAUGUUAAAUUAUAAUGUUGACAGUUUGGGAAUUGGGAUUUGGUGAUCAUCACAGAGGUUCAUAGUAAACAGCGACUUUCAAUAAUUCAGCAUGUGGUUAGCCUAAUGAUAAGUGGAUUUGCUCAUUAAGUUAAUGUCUGGUUUUAUUGCCCCAUGGUAACAAGAAUUUAAAGAUCUCAGCUCAUUCAGCUGUUAACACUGGUGAUGUGGGGUAGGACUUUGUUCUAAUUUUGAAU
Messenger RNA from Haliotis rubra (blacklip abalone), 3853 nucleotides. RefSeq names its product TBC1 domain family member 12-like. The record is from RefSeq and is a predicted model, not a curated record. The transcript has 12 exons. Lineage: Eukaryota; Metazoa; Mollusca; Gastropoda; Lepetellida; Haliotidae. Bases 227 to 2782 code for a protein of 851 amino acids.